Messenger RNA from Micromonas pusilla CCMP1545, 3597 nucleotides. RefSeq lists its product as uncharacterized. The coding region runs from base 1 to 3597 and encodes 1198 amino acids. Gene Ontology annotation, molecular function: tubulin binding. The transcript is spliced from 2 exons. NCBI's taxonomy places the organism in Eukaryota, Viridiplantae, Chlorophyta, Mamiellophyceae, Mamiellales, Mamiellaceae. Gene Ontology annotation, biological process: negative regulation of cell population proliferation. The record is from RefSeq and is a predicted model, not a curated record. Gene Ontology annotation, cellular component: cilium; cytoplasm.
AUGAAGACGGAUCCGACGAUCGUCGCCGGCGCCGGGCUGCUCGACGCGAACGCGCUCAUGGCGGAGAACGCGGAGAGGAUCGCGCGGGCGACGGAGCCGCCGAAGACGGCGGAGUUUAUGAACACGUCGCUCCCGCCCGGGUACGCGGAGCCGACAGAGAAUAAGUUGGUCCGAGACCGGACGUACUUCGCCGAGCGGCCGCCGAAAAAGUUCGAGCCGCGGUCGAUACCGGGCGGACCGCCGGUCACGGAGGAGGAGUUCAAGGCGAAGAUCGACGCCGCGAGCGAGCGGCGGCGGCGGCAGGCGAAGAAGAUGACCCCGGGGCAGCUCGAUCUCGAGAAUAAGGUUCUAGACGCGUUCGAAUCGUUCUAUACACUAGUUCUAGACGCGAUGCGGAGGAGGAUGGAUUAUCUCCGGAACCCGCGGCAUCCGGAGCCGAAAUUUGAUUACCUGCGGAACAAGCUCAGACCGGAGGAGGGCGACGCCGCGCUCGCGGCGGUCAGACCGGAGCCCACAAACCCGUCGGACGUCUUCGUCGUCGAGCCCGCGAUCGUGGAGUUCAACGACUUUGACAUCGGCGCCGUGUACGAAGUCCAAGUCUCGAUCCGAAACAAGACGAACAUCUCGCGUCGGCUGCGGCUGCUCCCGCCGCCGUCGUCGUACUUCAGCGUCACCGAGCUCGUGUUCCCGCAUCAGCACGGGAUGCUCGCGCCGGGGCUGAAGUGUAACUUCACGGUGAGGUUCUCCCCGGAUUCGCUCGCGGAUUACGAAGACGCGCUCACCGUGCUCGCGGAGUCUUUCAAGUUUACCGUCGAGCUCGCCGCGCGAAGGCACCCGCCGUGCUUGACGCUCGACGCCACGAUCGACGUCGGGCACGUCUUGGUCGGCAACGACGUCGAGGUGAGGCUGCCGUUCAAGAACGUCGGCGGCGCCGGGCGCUUUCGCCUCGUCGCGGAGGAGGACUGGCCGGACCGCGCGACGCCGCUCGUCCACGCGCCGGACGACGUCUACAUGGACGACGGCGAGGAGUACGACGACCCGCCGAUCGACUGCAUCGAGGUGCAUCCCUUCCGCGUCGGCCCCGCGGCUUUGGACAUGAAACCGCUGGACGUCGAGCGUUUGAGGGUGGGGUUCCGACCGCCGGACGGCGGCGACUUCCUUCACGAGUUUAGGAUGAUUUGCGAUAACUGCCAGGUCAAGUCGUUCACGAUCGUCGGGAGAGGGACGAUCUUAGACGUCGCCGUCACGGAGCUCGACGGGCGCGACGUCAUCGAAGGCGAGCUUAGCCGACCGGUGUGGUUCGGCGACGCGGUCCCGGGAAUAUUCCUCACGAGGGAGAUCACGGUGCGAAACGCGACGACGGUGCCGAUUCCGUUCAACUGGAACCAUCCGAAGGAGGAGGGCGUCUUCGUCAUCGAGCCGACGCUCGGCGUCUUCCCGCCGUCCUCCGAGAUGAAGUUCACCGUCACGUUCACGCCCGCGGACGUGGAGUACUACGAGCGCGACGUCACGCUGAUGGUGGACACGUCCUACCCGGCGCGGAUGCCCGAGCCCGGGUGGCCGUUCGAAGCCGCCGUCGCCGUCGAGUCGUUCAAACUCGCCGGCGUCGGCGCGGCGAAGGACGUGUCGCUGGACACGAACCUCGUCAACUUCGCCGGGUCGCUGCUGCCGACGAAGACGUACGACCGCGAGGUCACGGUCACGAACAACAGCGCCGCGGCGGUCGAGUUCACCUGGGCCGGGCACGACGACGAGUGCUUGAUAUACCCAGACUACGGCGCGCUCGAGCCCAACGGCGGGAAACUCGUGUGCGUGGUGAAGCUCACCGCGCCGGAGGUUUCUCGCGUCGAUCGCACGCUGCUGUGCAGCGUGCAGCACGGCCCCACGCUGCCGCUGCGCGUGCAAGCGGACGUCGAGGGCGCGGAGGUGGUCAUCGCGCAGCGCGAGAUUGACUUUGGGCUCCUCCAGCGCGAUAUCCCCGGGGACACGUACGUGCUCCUUCGAAACACGUCCUCCGUCGUCGCGUACUGGACGCUGGAAGAACGCCGCGGCGACGGCUUGGCGUGCGAGAUGCGCUUCAGCGUCACGGACGGGAUGCUUCCGCCGUACAGCGAGGUCGAGGUCGAGUGCACGCUCGCGGCGUCGGAGGCGGGCGCGUACCGGUCUACGGUGGUUUGCGUCACGGACCACGGCGCGACGAGCGCGGUGGGCGCGCGCGCCGACGUGUUGCGACCGCGCGCGACGUUAUCCGAGGUGGAGAUUGACCUCGGCGUCGUCUACCUCGGCGUGCAAGUCGAGCGCGAGGUGACGAUACAGAACAUGACUAUGCUUCCGGCGGUGUUUCGGUGGAGCGAGGAGAUCAUGUGCGAGGGGCCGUCGGACGACGCGGAGGGAGCGAUGGACUACGAGGUGGACUGGCCCGCGGAUGAGAUUCCUCCGGGGGGCGCGAAGACGGUGCGCGUCGUGUUCACGCCGAUGUCCGCGUGCGCGGAUUACAGCGCUCUGUUCGUGUGCGACGUCGACGGCGCGGAGAAACCGAUCGGGUUCGCGCUCGCCGCGGACGUCCGCGGUCUUUCCGUGGAGUACGACGUCUUAAAGCGCGGCGUGGUCGUCGCCGGCGACGGCGAAAAGGUGGCGGCGACGUCCAUCAUGCGCGACCAGGUCGUCGUCGACUUUGGCGACCAGUGCGUCGUCCGCGAGCACUCCACGAUGGAGGUGUGCAUUCGAAACGACACCGCGAUGGAGGCGAACGUUAUCUUCGCGUGCGAUCGCUACGGCGUCAACGACGCGACCGCGCUGAACGUCCUCGAGGCGAAAGCCGCGGCGACGGCGGGCGACUCGGAAGGGUUCGCCAAGGGCGGCGUCGCGCGCGCGGGGACGAGGACCGUCGGCGGCCUCGCCGGCGGCAGCGGCAUGCUCGCGCACGCGAUGGCGAGGACGACGGUCACCGCGGAGACGAAGUUCUCGACGACCGUGUUCGGCGCGGCGUCCACCGCGGGGCCGGACGCGUCGCACGCGGCGUUGCGGAAGCGCGAUCCGAUUCCGGGGUCGACCUUUGACGCCAAGGAAAAUCGCGGCGGGCACGGUAUCGGUUUCGGUCGGUUACCGAACGGCGCGGGGGCGGCCACGGGGAAGAAGGAUUCGUUCGGGACGUCGCGCGUCUUGUUCGCGUCCGCGUCCGCGACGAACCGCGAGAUGCGGCGGAGGAAAUCGAGGGACGGGGACGCGCUGUCGUCCUCGAUUCGUUCGAAUUACGAGUCGGAAAGCCGCGUCAGCAAGACGAGUCGGAAAGCCGCGCCGGUGGUGUCGGCGCGCGACCGGCCGGUGACGCUGACGUCGGCCCACGAGAGCGUCAAGUUCUCCCGCGGGCUCGGCGUGCAGAUGGACAACAACCGUCGCUCGGAAGCCGCGGACGCGGCCGCGCUCGCGACCGGCGACGGCGCCGCGUUCAUCGUGUUCCCGUCGCGAGGCGUCUUGCCCCCGUACGGCGAGUUUCGCGCGCGCGUCGUCGUCGUCUCCGACAUGCCCGGGGAGUACUUCGACGCGCUCCGGUGCGUUCUAUACACUGGUUCCCAUACGACCGCGUUCGCGUGGUGA